AUGCAGUCCUCGGGCAACGACGCUCACAGCCUUGCCAUACCAUCGUCAUGGACAUCUCCCGGUGACGUCCCGAAAGAGGCGCUCGAUGCUCUCGAAACCUACAAGAAGAAGGACCCAUCCAAAGUGAUCGUACGGUUCAAGGCGGUCGGGAACGCGCCGAUCAUGAAACAGAACUUCUACAAGAUCACGGCUUCGAAUCGCUUUCAGGCCGUUAUCCAGUUCUUGAGGAAGGAGCUAGGGUGGAAAGCGGGCGACCCUCUGUUUACGUAUAUCAACCUCGCAUUCUCGCCUGCACCUGACGAUACCGUUUCGAACCUGUUCAAGUCUUUCUCGACGGACGGACAUCUCAUUGUAAAUUACAGGUGCGCUCUGGGUCUUCGACGGAUGCCGACGUUGUUUGACUUUCCAUCCUCCUCGCAGUACCACGGCCGCAUGGGGCUAAUUCAUCUUUGUGUACCGCAACUCAUCUACAAUUCACGUCCGAAAGCCAUCACGACUCGUCCGGAAGCUCUCCAUGCGCAAGCCGAAAGCGCACCGUCGACGACCAACGAAUAA
Molecule: messenger RNA, 555 nt
Organism: Punctularia strigosozonata HHB-11173 SS5
Lineage: Eukaryota; Fungi; Basidiomycota; Agaricomycetes; Corticiales; Punctulariaceae
Product: APG12-domain-containing protein
Exons: 4
Coding region: 1-555 (184 amino acids)
Biological process (GO): autophagy of mitochondrion; nucleophagy; autophagosome assembly
Cellular component (GO): cytoplasm; Atg12-Atg5-Atg16 complex; phagophore assembly site membrane
Source: RefSeq, a predicted model, not a curated record